CCCCCCCCCCCCCAAUUCCCUCCGAUUCAUCUCUGUCAAGAUGGCUUCGAGCAACGAUGUCUAUCAGACCCCUCUCAACUCUCGCUACUCCAGCGAUGAGAUGAAGUAUCUCUUCUCCCCCAGGAACCGCUUCUCGACCUGGAGACAGCUGUGGCUCUGGCUUGCCGAGUCCGAGAAAGAGCUCGGUUUGCCGAUCUCCGAUGAGGCCAUUGAGCAGAUGAAGGCUCACCUCACCAUCCAGGACGACGAAUUCAAGGUUGCUGCCGAAGAAGAGAAGCGUCGGAGACACGAUGUUAUGGCCCACGUCCAUGCCUAUGGCCAGGUCGCUCCUGCCGCCGCCGGAAUCAUCCACUGGGGUGCCACCUCCUGCUACUGCACCGACAACGCAGACCUGAUCUUCCUCCGGGACGGUCUCGAUAUCCUCAUCCCCAAGCUCGCAGUCGUCAUUGACAAGCUGUCUGCCUUCGCUAAGCAGUACAAGGACCUGCCCUGUCUGGGCUUUACCCACGGACAGCCCGCUCAGCUUGUUACCGUCGGAAAGCGCGCAUGCCUGUGGAUCCAGGACUUGCUCAUGGACUUGAAGAACCUCGAGAGAGCUCGCGAUGACCUGCGUUUCCGUGGUGUCAAGGGUACCACCGGUACCCAGGCCUCUUUCCUCCAGAUCUUCGAGGGUGACCAUGACAAGGUUGAGCAGUUGGAUGAGCUUGUCACCAAGAAGGCUGGCUUCAACUCUGCGUUCAUCAUCUCCGCCCAGACCUACACCCGUAAGAUUGAUGUCGACGUUGGCAAUGCCCUCGGCUCUUUCGGCUCGACCUGCGAGCGCAUUGGCAUUGACAUCCGUCACUUGGCGAUGCUGAAGGAGGUCGAGGAGCCUUUCGAGAAGGACCAGAUCGGUAGCAGUGCUAUGGCUUACAAGCGUAACCCCAUGCGGUCCGAGCGUCUGUGCUCUCUCGGAAGACACCUCCAGAACCUUCCCAAGGACGCCUUGGACACCUACUCGGCCCAGUGGUUCGAGCGCUCCCUUGAUGACAGCGCUAUCCGCCGUAUCAGCAUUCCCGAGCUUUUCCUCUCCGCUGAUGCCUGCCUCAUCCUUUUGAACAACGUCACCUCCGGCUUCGUUGUCUACCCCGAAGUUAUCAGACGUCAUGUCAACGAUGAGCUCCCCUUCAUGGCUACUGAGAACAUCAUCAUGGCUUGUGUGAAGAAGGGCCUGUCCCGCCAAGACGCCCACGAGGAAAUCCGUGUCCUCUCCCACCAAGCCUCCGACAACGUCAAGAAGCUCGGCCAGAACAACGACCUGCUCGACCGCGUCCGUCGCACUGCCUUCUUUGCGCCCAUUCUGGAUGAGCUCGACGCUCUCCUCGAGCCCAGCACCUUCGUCGGCCGCGCUCCCCAGCAGGUCGAGAAGUUCACCUCUACCGAGGUGAAGCAGGCUCUCAAGCCGUACGAGGCCCAGAUUGCCAAGGCCGAGACCUCCGCUCUCUACGUCUAAUUUCGCGCACAUACUUCUCAUCGAACUAACAGGGCAAGCAGGCAGGACACAAAAUGGAUAGAUGAUGGGACAAUACGUAUUAUACCAUGCAAAAGCGAAAUCGUCAUGCGAGUUGUCAACAAAGAUUUGUUUAAAUAAACGAUAUGUUCAAGACGGGAGAAAGAAAAGCAAUCUCAGCAGAUUCCAGCAGCGCAAGAGUCCAUGUAUAUAGAUAGUAAUUGAUGAGAUGAUACGAGAUGUUAAUAAUGCAUAUUGGUGGGCUUCAAUUCAAA
Aspergillus ibericus CBS 121593 is the source of this 1764-nucleotide messenger RNA. It is a transcript of the gene ade13, whose product is annotated as adenylosuccinase ADE13. Gene Ontology annotation, molecular function: (S)-2-(5-amino-1-(5-phospho-D-ribosyl)imidazole-4-carboxamido) succinate lyase (fumarate-forming) activity; N6-(1,2-dicarboxyethyl)AMP AMP-lyase (fumarate-forming) activity. The transcript has 9 exons. Gene Ontology annotation, biological process: 'de novo' AMP biosynthetic process. Gene Ontology annotation, cellular component: cytosol. Lineage: Eukaryota; Fungi; Ascomycota; Eurotiomycetes; Eurotiales; Aspergillaceae. The coding region runs from base 41 to 1492 and encodes 483 amino acids. The record is from RefSeq and is a predicted model, not a curated record.